CCGUGCGGCGGGGGCGGCGGCUGCGGGGGCCGAGGGGCGGUAGGACGCUGACCCCGCCCCCUGCUGCCGGCAGUCUGCGCCGGGCGGCGGUGGCUGCGGAGCCCCGAACAUGGCGGCGGCGGCGCGCAGCUUCGGGCCGGAGCGGGAGGCCGAGCCGGCCAAGCAGGCGCGCGUCGCAGGCUCCGAGCUCGUGGACACGUAUACGGUUUACAUCAUCCAGGUCACUGAUGGCAGCCAUGAGUGGACAGUCAAACACCGCUACAGCGACUUCCAUGACCUGCAUGAAAAGCUUGUUGCAGAGAGAAAGAUUGAUAAAAAUCUACUUCCGCCUAAAAAGAUAAUUGGGAAAAACUCAAGAAGCUUGGUGGAGAAGAGGGAAAAGGAUCUGGAGGUCUACCUUCAGACGCUCCUAACUGCCUUCCCUGGCGUGGCCCCCCGAGUGCUGGCCCACUUCUUGCAUUUUCACUUCUAUGAGAUAAAUGGCAUCACUGCGGCACUGGCUGAAGAGCUCUUUGAAAAAGGAGAACAGCUCCUGGGGGCUGGCGAGGUCUUUGCCAUCGGGCCCCUACAGCUCUAUGCGGUCACCGAGCAGCUGCAUCAGGGAAAGCCCACGUGCACCAGCGGGGAUGCCAAGACUGACCUUGGGCACAUCCUGGACUUCACUUGUCGCCUUAAGUACCUUAAGGUCUCUGGCACAGAAGGACCUUUUGGGACCAGCAACAUUCAGGAGCAGCUCCUGCCGUUUGAUCUGUCAAUAUUCAAGUCUCUUCAUCAGGUGGAGAUAAGUCACUGUGAUGCUAAGCACAUCCGAGGGCUGGUGGCAUCGAAGCCCACCUUAGCCACAAUGAGCGUCCGCUUCUCAGCAACCUCCAUGAAGGAAGUCCUUGUUCCUGAAGCCUUGGAAUUUGAUGAAUGGGAGCCAGAAGGCACAGCCCUCGAAGGCCCUGUGACUGCCGUCAUCCCCACCUGGCAAGCACUGACCACUCUCGACCUGAGCCACAACAGCAUCUCUGAGAUCGACGAGUCUGUGAAACUGAUCCCAAAGAUUGAAUUCCUGGACCUGAGUCACAAUGGGGUGCUGGUCGUGGACAAUCUACAGCACCUGUACAACCUCGUGCAUCUGGACCUCUCCUACAACAAGCUCUCCUCCUUGGAAGGGGUUCACACCAAACUGGGGAACAUCAAGACCCUGAACCUGGCAGGCAACCUCCUGGAGAGUCUGAGUGGCCUGCACAAGCUCUACUCCCUGGUCAACCUGGAUCUCUGUGACAACAGAAUCGACCGGAUGGAAGAGGUCAGGAGCAUAGGCAGCCUCCCCUGUCUGGAGCACGUGGCUCUGCUGAACAACCCUCUGAGCAUCAUCCCUGACUACCGGACCAAGGUGCUCGCUCAGUUCGGAGAGAGGGCCUCCGAGGUCUGUCUGGAUGACACGGUGACCACAGAGAAAGAGCUGGACACCGUGGAAGUGCUAAAAGCAAUUCAGAAAGCCAAGGAGGUCAAGUCCAAAUUGAGCAACCCAGAGAAGAAGGGUGGUGAGGAUUCUCGGCUGUCAGCUGCCCCCUGCAUCAGACCCAGCGGCUCCCCCACCACUGUGGCUCCCGCCUCUGCCUCCCUGCCCCAGCCCAUCCUCUCUAACCAAGGAAUCAUGUUCGUGCAGGAGGAGGCCUUGGCCAGCAGUCUCUCAUCCACCGACAGUCUGACUCCCGAGGACCAGCCCAUUGCCCAGGGAUGCUCUGAUUCCUUGGAAUCCAUCCCUGCAGGACAGGCAGCUUCUGAUGACUUCAGGGGUGUGCUGGGAGCUGUUGGCGGUGCAAGCAUGGAGCACGCAGAGCCAGAGGUCCAGGUGGUGCCCGGAUCUGGCCAGAUCAUCUUCCUGCCCUUUACCUGCAUUGGCUACACAGCCACCAACCAGGACUUUAUCCAGCGCCUGAGCACGCUGAUCCGGCAGGCCAUUGAGCGCCAGCUGCCUGCCUGGAUUGAGGCCGCCAACCAGCGAGAGGAGGGCCAGGGCGAGCAGGGCGAGGAGGAGGAUGAAGAGGAGGAUGUAGCUGAGAACCGCUACUUUGAAAUGGGGCCCCCAGACGUGGAGGAUGAGGAGGAAGGAGGCCGGGAGGAGGACGAGGACGAGGAAGAUGAAGAAGCUGAGGAGGAGCGCCUGGCUCUGGAGUGGGCUCUGGGUGCUGACGAGGACUUCCUGCUGGAGCACAUCCGCAUCCUCAAGGUGCUGUGGUGCUUCCUGAUCCACGUGCAGGGCAGCAUCCGCCAGUUUGCUGCCUGCCUCGUGCUCACUGACUUCGGCGUUGCUGUCUUCGAGAUCCCGCACCAGGAGUCCCGAGGCAGCAGCCAGCACAUUCUCUCGUCCCUGCGCUUCGUCUUCUGCUUCCCACACGGUGACCUCACCGAAUUUGGCUUCCUCAUGCCAGAGCUGUGCUUGGUGCUCAAGGUGCGGCACAGUGAGAACACGCUCUUCAUCAUCUCUGACGCCACCAACCUGCAUGAGUUUCAUGCGGACCUGCGCUCGUGCUUCGCCCCCCAGCACAUGGCCAUGCUGUGCAGCCCCAUCCUGUACGGCAGCCACACCAGCCUGCAGGAGUUCCUGCGCCAGCUGCUUACCUUCUACAAGGUGGCUGGGGGCUGCCAGGAGCGCAGCCAGGGCUGCUUCCCUGUGUACCUGGUCUACAGCGACAAACGCAUGGUACAGACAGCCGCUGGGGACUACUCGGGUAACAUCGAGUGGGCCAGCUGCACACUCUGCUCGGCUGUGCGGCGCUCUUGUUGUGCUCCCUCUGAGGCUGUCAAGUCUGCCGCCAUCCCCUACUGGCUGCUGCUCACGCCCCAGCACCUCAACGUCAUCAAGGCUGACUUCAACCCCAUGCCCAACCGUGGCACCCACAACUGCCGCAAUCGCAACAGCUUCAAGCUCAGCCGGGUGCCGCUCUCCACUGUGCUGCUGGACCCCACACGCAGCUGCACCCAGCCACGGGGCGCCUUUGCUGAUGGCCACGUGCUGGAGCUGCUCGUGGGCUACCGCUUUGUCACUGCCAUCUUCGUGCUGCCCCAUGAGAAGUUCCACUUCCUGCGCAUCUACAACCAGCUGCGGGCCUCGUUGCAGGACCUGAAGACUGUGGUCAUUGCCAAGACCCCCAUGACUGGGGCCAGGUCCCAGGGCCCCCUCAUCGAUGGCCAGCCUGCCAAGGGCAGGGCCAGCAAUGACCAGCAUCCCCAGAAGGCCCCGCCAGAGGCCCUGGCCCCAGUGGAAAUUCCAGCACCAGGCCCAGCAAAGAUACCAGUCCCAACGGAUGCCUUGGCCCCAGCUCCAGCCCCAGCAGAGACCCCAGAGAAGGCCUCGGCUCCAGCUUCAGCCCCAGCCCCAGCCCCAACCCCAGCAGAGGCCUCCACUCCAGCUUUGGUCUCAGAGGAGGCCCCAGCAGAGACCCCGGCUCCAGCUCCAGCUGCAACAGAGGUCUUGGCACAAGCUGAGGCUCCCACCCUGUACCCGAGCAAACAGCUGAUCCAGUCCACUUCAGAGGAGAAUCAGAUCCCCUCACACUUGCCUGCCUGCCCGUCACUCCAGCACAUCGCCAGCCUGCGGGGGAACGCCGUCAUCGAGCUCUUCCAUAGCAGCAUUGCCGAGGUGGAAAAUGAGGAGCUGAGGCACCUCAUGUGGUCUUCAGUGGUGUUCUACCAGACCCCAGGGCUGGAAGUGACCGCCUGCGUGCUGCUCUCUACCAAGGCUGUGUACUUCGUGCUGCAUGAUGGCCUCCGCCGCUACUUCUCGGAGCCGCUGCAGGAUUUCUGGCAUCAGAAAAACACCGACUAUAAUAACAGUCCCUUCCACAUCUCCCAGUGCUUUGUUCUAAAACUCAGCGACCUGCAGUCAGUCAAUGUUGGGCUUUUCGACCAGUAUUUCCGGCUGACGGGCUCCUGCCCAGCACAGGUGGUCACGUGCUUGACGCGGGACAGCUACCUGACCCACCGCUUCCUCCAGCACCUCCUGGCCGUGCUCUCCUCGCUGGAGCGCACGCCCUCACCUGAGCCUGUCGACAAGGACUUCUACUCAGAAUUUGGGAACAAGACCACAGGGAAGAUGGAGAAUUACGAGCUUAUCCACUCAAGCCGUGUCAAAUUCACCUACCCCAGCGAGGAGGAGAUUGGGGACCUGACAUUCACCGUGGCCCAGAAGAUGGCUGACCUGGAGAAUGCCCCGGCCCUCAGCAUCCUGCUGUACGUGCAGGCCUUCCAGGUGGGCACACCGUCAGCUGGGCGCUGCAGGGGCCCACUGCGCCCAAAGACACUCCUGCUUACCAGUGUCGAGAUCUUUCUCCUGGAUGAGGACUACAUCCAUUACCCACUGCCCGAGUUUGCCAAAGAGCCUCCACAGAGAGACAGGGCCAUGACCUCAUGGGCAGUGUCACCCUGGACCACUUCGGGGAGGUGCCAGGUGGCCCAGCCAGGGCUGGCCAGGGCCAGGAAGUCCAGUGGCAGGUGUUUGUCCCCAGCGCUGAGAGCCGAGAGAAGCUCAUCUCACUGCUGGCCCGCCAGUGGGAGGCCCUCUGCGGCCGCGAGCUGCCCGUUGAGCUCACCGGCUAGCCCGGGCUAUGGCCAGCCCUUGCCGUCUGCCGUGUCCACCCUGGCGCCUACUUGGGGCAGGGAGGCGAGCUUUCUUUGUCCUCCUAAAAAUGUUUUCUCCUCCCUUUUGGUACCUUAAUUUGACUGUCCUCAGAGAGAAUGGAAGGUGCGUGUUCAGUUUAAUUCUUUCCACUGUUGGGAGUGAGAACACAGGGCCCCUCCAGGGCUGUUGUAUGCCAUCACCCUCCUGUGGGUGCAUUACCAGCCCCUGGAGUGGCAUGGCCGGGCACACCAGUGUCGUAUCUUGUCAUAGUACUGUUGUUAACACGUGGCACUGUGGAUCUGAUUUACUGUUUUACUUGUCCUUUCCUGAAGUGUCAAGUCCAGUUCUUUGUUGCUGUUGCAUCGUUGUGGGCGUUCUGCUGCUAAUUAUGAAGCUGAUAACAGAAUGCACAUUGGAAGCUCCCACCCCGUGUGGUUUUUCCAAGUGGAGGCUUCCCCUGGUCCAGACAAGCGGGAGAGCCCCGUGAGGGCAGGGGUCUCCCAGGCUUUGGGGCUGAGAGGGGUGGUGGGAGCAGGGGACCUAAAGCUGCUAGCACCAAACGUGAUUCCUGUUGCCUAUUUUCUCUAUUCCAAUAAAGCAGUU
Molecule: messenger RNA, 5215 nt
Organism: Cynocephalus volans (Philippine flying lemur)
Lineage: Eukaryota; Metazoa; Chordata; Mammalia; Dermoptera; Cynocephalidae
Gene: NISCH
Product: nischarin
Exons: 22
Coding region: 110-4708 (1532 amino acids)
Cellular component (GO): cytoplasm
Molecular function (GO): integrin binding; phosphatidylinositol binding
Source: RefSeq, a predicted model, not a curated record